UAAUUUCAAACUUUUAUUUCAGGUGGUUUUGAUAAUCAUUUUGUGAUGUCAACCAUCAAAUUCAGAGAUCAUGGCGACAUAUCUGAUGCAUGGGUUAGGCUCUGGUGUUACUAGCAUCAGUAGUAGUGAAGGAUGGGCUGGACAACCAACAUUGGACUUUCCAUCUAGUUCCUCUGAUAGGCCUUCAAAAAGAAGCACUGGUGUGAAAUUUGAAAAAGGAGAAUAUCUGACCUUCUCCAGUCACUUCGAUAACCAAGGAGCUGAUUACAUCACAUUCAAUGUCUGGAUAUACAGAAAUGACAAAAAGAUAUAAGCGACUUUUUCCAAGUCGGUCAUAACUUCGCAACUUCUGGAUAUCCUACAGGAAUUGGAGAGAUACAGGCUUUCCAUACCACUGAUGGAAAAGAUGCCAAGCUCAAAGUAAAUGGAGCAGAAGUAGGAGGUAUUAAGGAAAAAUUUGAGCAUGAUGAAUGGAUUUUAAUUGGAUUCGGGUGGGGUAAAGACAAAGGAUACAUGAAAACAAUGUGUGAAGGAGGAGGGGGAGGAAUGGGAUGAGCAGAACACAAAAAUAAUGCUUCUCAUGCUGUUUCUUCAUGGACUACUCCAGGGUCUUACUAUGUAGGGAAUUUCAAUGAUAAUUGUGAAAGUUCAUGAGAAUUCUAUAUUCACAGUAUCAGAGUCUUCACAUCUGAACUACCAGGCAUCGAAGAAGACCUCGAAGGCGCAGUCUACAAUGAAUGGUAUUCUGACUGAGGAGAUGGUGAAAGAGACUCAGGAGAAAAUUGUGAUGAUGGCAACUGGGAAAAUGGAGAUGGCUGUGAUAAAGAGUGAGAUGUAGAAAAUGGAUGGGAGUGAUCAGGAGGGAAUAGUUCGUCACCUGAUACUUGAGAAUUUAUUUGUCAAGCAAAUUCAAGCCCUGGAGAUGAGACUGUAGAUUGAUAUGACGGCAAUUCCAGUAGUGGAGAUGGAUGCAGCUCUGCAUGUAAAGUAGAGAGUGGGUAUAGUUGUAGCUGGAAUGGAGGGAGUCAGGAAAGUGAAUGUACUGAUAAGUGAGGGGAUGGUAAAACAAUUACCUCAAUGGGAGGAACUUACUGCGAUGAUGGGGAUAACACAUCUGGAGAUGGUUGAAGUAGCACUUGAAGCAUUGAGAGUGGAUGGAUAUGAUCUGGAGGAGAUACCUCUAACCCAGACACGUGUUCUGAUGACUGUGGAGAUGGCAAAGUCAUGGAUGUGCAAACUGGCUAUUGAGAUGAUGACAAUAAUAUUCCUGGAGAUGGUUGAGACGCUUCUUGACAAGUUGAAACUUAUUGGGAAUGAACUCCUGGAAGUUCUUCGACUGAGAGCCAAUGAUCAGACAUCUGUGGAGAUGGCAGGAAUAUGGAGCCUUCAGCCACUUACUGAGAUGACGGUGAUAAAGUCUCAGGCGACGGUUGUAAUUCAGCAUGAUCUGUUGAGACUGGGUGGAAGUGAUCUGGAGGAGAUGCCUCCAAUCCAGACACUUGCUCUGAUGACUGUGGAGAUGGAGUUGUUGUAGCUCCAAUAUCAACAUAUUGAGAUGAUGGCAACACAGAUUCGAAUGAUGGGUGAAGCUCAACAUGUCAACCAGAAUCUGGGUGGACUUGCACUUUAGGAGACUCUUCAACAGCAAGUUCUUGCACCGACACUUGCGGAGAUGGCAAAGUUAUGGACCCCACAGCAAAUUAUUGAGACGAUGGGAGCAAAGUAGAUGGAGAUGGAUGUAGUUCAGCUUGAGCAGUUGAGGCUGGUUGGAGCUGAACUCUAGGUGAUUCAACAACUGCUUCAGUCUGUAGUGAUGAUUGUGGAGAUGGAAAAGUUAUGGUUCCCACAUCAGGUUAUUGAGAUGAUGGUGACAAAACAGGUGGUGAUGGAUGAAGUGCUUCUUGAGGAGUCGAAUCUGGAUGGGAAUGUACACUCGGAGACUCUUCAACACCAAGCUCUUGCUCUGAAAUUUGUGGAGAUGGCAAGGUUAUGGACCCCACAGCAAAUUAUUGAGAUGAUGGAAGCAAAGUAGAUGGAGAUGGAUGCAGCUCAGCCUGAGCAGUCGAAACAGGUUGGAAAUGAACUCUGGGUGAUUCAUCAACUGCUUCAGUUUGCAAUGACGACUGCGGUGAUGGGAAGGUUGUCCAGACAAGCUCUAAUUACUGAGACGAUGGAGAUAAAGAUGACAAUGAUGGCUGAAAUUCAACCUGUCAGAUAGAAUCUGGCUGGGAAUGCACAACUGGAGAUUCAUCCACAGCCAGUGUGUGAUCUGAUGAAUGAGGAGAUGGAAAAGUCAUGGAUCCACAAUCUGGGUACUGAGAUGACGGCAAUAAAAGUGAUGGAGAUGGCUGAAGUUCGACCUGAGCCGUUGAGCCAGAUUGGACUUGAUCUCUAGGAGGUACUUCUUCAGCUUCAAGUUGAUAUGACACAUGUGGUGAUGGAAAAGUUGUGCAAACUGGAGCUAAUUAUUGUGAUGAUGGAGAUAAAGAUAAUGGCGAUGGAUGAAGCAGUAAUUGUCAGAUAGAAUCUGGAUGGGAAUGCACCACUGGUGAUGCAACUACAGCGAGCCAAUGAACAGAGACAUGAGGAGAUGGAACUGUGAUCAAUCCUACAUCUGGGUACUGAGAUGAUGGGAACAAAAACAAUGGAGAUGGCUGUGAUUCCUCAUGAGCAGAAGAAUCAGGUUGGAAUUGAACACUUGGAGACUCUACAACCCAAUCUUCAUGCACAGAUAGCUGCGGUAAUGGAGCUGUGAUGAAUCCUACUGCAGGAUAUUGAGAUGAUGGAGGAAAAUCAGAUGGGGAUGGAUGCAGCUCAGCAUGCUCGGUCGAGUCUGGUUGGGUCUGAACUCUAGGAGACUCUUCUACUCCUAGUGUUUGUGCUGAUGAUUGUGGGGAUGGUAAAGUCAUGCUCUCAUCAUCAACUUAUUGAGAUGACGGGGAUAAAAAUGAUGGAGACGGGUGCAGUUCAUCCUGAAAUAUUGAGACAGGAUGGAUUUGAACUUUAGGAGAUCAAACUACUGCAAGUGUAUGAUCUGAUAAAUGAGGAGAUGGAAUUGUUGUUGAUCCUAAAAAUGGAUAUUGAGAUGAUGGAAAUAAUGUUGAUGAUGAUGGUUGAAAUUCUACUUGCCAAGUAGAAGCAAAUGCAAACUGCACUUUAGGAGACUCAACUAGUGCCAGUAUAUGAACUGAUAUUUGAGGUGAUGGAUUUAUAAGUAUAGAAAAUUUAGCAUCUUCAUAUUGUGAUGAUGGUAACACAGAUGAUGGGGAUGGAUGCUCAAGUUCAUGUUCUGUAGAAGAUAAGUAUAUUUGUGAAGGAGGUAGCUCAACUUCAAAAUCAGUAUGUCAAACCUGUUCAGUAGAGAAUUGAUCUGAAUGAUUAUCAGAUGAUAUUAAUAAAUGUAAAGUCUGUAAUGACGGAUAUGAAGUUAAUAAUGACAAAUGCUCAAAACCAUCUGCUGCAUUAUCUUCAUCAGCCACUGCUGCUUCACAAGCUGCAGUAGGAGGAGUUGCGGCAGCUGCAGCUAUAAAUUCAGUUCUUAAUAUGUCAUCACCAACUGUAAUGUGGGCAAUGGCAAAUCAGUUGCAAUUACUUCUAUUGCUAGUCCUGACCAAAAGUUCAAUGCCAGAUGAAAUCGUUCAGUUCUUGACAGGAAAUAGAUUUGCUUCUUUUUCAUUUGAUUUUUUGCAUCUAGAAAGUUUACCAGGAAUUGGUAUACCCAAACGUUGGUUCCUCAAGGACCAAGAAAUAUCAAGUCUCACUGAGAUUGGAAUUGAGUCAGGAAGCACGUUUUAUAACAACUUCGCUCUCCUUCUAAUGCUGUUCUUUCUCCUUCCGAUUCACUUGGGAGUGAUUUUCCUUCCAAAAUGUAGAAAAAUGCCAUAUUCUGAAACUAGGUGGAAAUCCAUUCUUGGUAAAUUUUACACAAAGGCUAGAGAAGCCUUAUAUGAAUUAUUCCAUUUUUCCAUCUACAUCAGGCUAAUCCUUGAGGCUUAUCAGUUUAUCAUGCUAGCUUGAGUUGCAGAAAUAUAUCAGAUGAGGUACAGAGAGUAUGCUUCAUUCUCAAUUUCCUGUGUUGCCUUACUACUCUGAAUUUUUUUCCUCUGUUUGUCCUACUUUAUGUACUCAAGCACAAAGAAGUUUUAUGAUGAUGAGCAGCAUUACCACUGUAAAGAGUUAGUCAGAGGGCUCAAGGAUAACAAAGAAGCAAGGAUAUACACAUUCUUCCUACUCCUUAGACGUUUUAUAUUGGUAGCAUGGCUCAUAGGGAUGUGAGAAUCAAACAAAUACUUUCUUAUAGUGUUCCUUUCAGGUUUCCAGCUGUUUUAUUUGGGGAGGAUUCUCUACUCAAGACCUUUACAACAUGUUUGUGAUAAUUUGGUGGAAAUUACAAAUGAGAUAUUCUUCACAGUCUUGGCAUUAAUUUUAGUGUAUUUGAACACUGAAGAUAAAUGGAAGGGCUCAAAUACCAGCAUAUAUAUGUAUAUUUUAAUAUCGAAUAAUUUUGUGAUUGUAUCCAUCAUGUUCGGAAAUCUAAUGAGAAAUAUCUUUGUAAAAUGCAAGGCAAAGUGCUCAAAGAACUCUAAAACUGCUCCAAAAGCUCCUCAACCUCAACCUCCUAUUAUACUCGCCCGACCAAGCACCACAUCCAAAAUCUAUACAAAAUCCGACCUUUCAGGUGCCACAAAACUAUCCACAAACCAACUGGCCGAACAAUCCCAAAACAAUAUUAUCAUCAAGAAAAUUCCCAGAAAAACAGACUAAAAUCCCUAAAAC
Messenger RNA from Moneuplotes crassus, 4776 nucleotides. Lineage: Eukaryota; Ciliophora; Spirotrichea; Euplotida; Euplotidae. The record is from the annotation of a GenBank genome assembly.